Oryza brachyantha (malo sina) is the source of this 1459-nucleotide messenger RNA. Its product is annotated as probable protein phosphatase 2C 56. The record is from RefSeq and is a predicted model, not a curated record. NCBI's taxonomy places the organism in Eukaryota, Viridiplantae, Streptophyta, Magnoliopsida, Poales, Poaceae. The coding region runs from base 31 to 1176 and encodes 381 amino acids. Gene Ontology annotation, biological process: protein dephosphorylation. The transcript has 8 exons. Gene Ontology annotation, cellular component: nucleus; cytosol. Gene Ontology annotation, molecular function: cation binding; protein serine/threonine phosphatase activity.
CACCGGAUAGAUAACAGCAAAAAUUGUUUCAUGUCACCGCCCAGGCCUCCGUCGCCGACUCCUCCUCGCUCCACCGGUCACCAAGGCCGAGGCGGAGGCCACGGCGGAGGGGGAGUGGGCGGGGGCGUCGCCGGCGCGCUGCUCAGGAGGAUGGCUCGCGCCGCCGGCCUGCGUGCCCUGGUCGGCACUAAGGCGCCGGGGCGCGUGGCCGCCGAGGGCUCCCGCGGGUGGCCCGGGUUCUGCGGGGUGGGCUCCUACUCCUCCUCCUCCCCGUCGUCGUGUGCUCUGCGGCGGACGCAGGCUCGGCGGCGCGCCGCGGGGUCGGCCGCGCGCACGCGGCCGCCGUCGGAGUCCAAGGGAUGGAUUACCGGCGGCUCCGCCAGUGACGAUGGUCAACUUAGCUGGGGAUAUUCAAGUUUCAAGGGGAGGAGACCUUCUAUGGAGGAUCGCUUUAGCAUAAAGAUGACUACUAUCAAUGAACAAAAAGUCGGUCUAUUUGGCGUGUUUGAUGGUCAUGGAGGACCACUUGCUGCUGAGUAUCUGAAAGACCAUCUGUUUGAAAACCUUGUAAAGCAUCCUAAGUUUCUACAAGACACAAAGCUUGCUAUAAGCCAAACGUUCCUGAAAUCUGAUGCUGAUUUCCUAGAAUCAGUAUCUUCUAAUCCUUUCAGGGAUGAUGGUUCAACAGCUGUGACUGCGAUUUUGGUUGGCAACCACCUAUAUGUAGCUAAUGUUGGUGAUUCUCGUGCCGUUGCUCUAAAAGCAGGCAAAGCUGUCCCACUGUCAGAAGAUCACAAACCUAACCGGAAAGAUGAGCAAAAGAGAAUUGAGGAUGCUGGAGGUAUUGUUGUUUUGGAUGAUACAUGGAGGGUUAAUGGACUUCUGGCUAUGUCCCGUGCAUUUGGCAACCGUGCAUUGAAACACUGUGUGAAAGCAGAACCAGAAAUUCAGGAAAAAGUGGUUGAUGAAAGCUUGGAAUACCUGAUUCUUGCUACUGAUGGGCUUUGGGAUGUUAUGCGAAAUGAGGAUGCUGUUUCUCUUUUGAAAGUGCAAGAUGGACCCAAAGCGGCAGCCAUGAAGCUGACAGAAGUCGCUCAUUCUCGCCUCACCCUAGACAACAUCACAUGCAUCGUGCUGCAGUUUCACCAUGGAAAAUCAUGCCACCAGAUAUCUUGAAACGAGAGUUAGUUCCUGUUAUCUGCGGUUCUACGAGAAUUCAGCAAGCGCGGAUUAUAAGUUUUACGUCUGGCGUGCACAGUUCACCAGCUAAUUUACAUCUUAUUGUUGUCAGCUAUGGCAUGAGAAAUGUUCCAAAAAAAAAAAAUCUGCCCCAUCGUUUGCUCUACAUUAUAAGAGCCGCUGUCAAAUUUUGAAUCUUAAAACUUAAUUUGGAGUAUUUUUUAAUCAUAGUUUCUUUUCCACUGGUCCAAUCUAUCUAGAUUGGCAGGAACUUAUACUA